AUGGCGUCGCACGGAGAAGAUGCGGGUUCCCUCAAGUCUCCUGUUUCUGGGGAACAAGAAGAGAGAAAAACGUUGUCGUUUGGUUUUACUAAAACAGUUAGCAAGUUUAAACCUUCGACUGGUGACGCUGCGAUCAAGAAAGAUGAUAAAGAUUACCUGACUGGGAUAGAUGGAAAAGAAUUACAAAGUUCAAAACCAUCCGAGAAGCCGAAGGAGCUCAUCAUUCCUCUGAUCCAGAAGAACCGCUGGCACCGACCGGACCGAGCGGGAAAGAGCGAACCGAGCGGAGCUAAAACACAGGAGACAAGCCAAGACGGUGACUCUGUGGACGCUCAGGCUGUCAAGGAACUCAUUGAAGACUCCAGGAGGCAGCUUGAGCAAUGGCAGAAUGGCUCUCAGUCAGAAACCAACCUGAACCUCGCCAUCCCCCUGUUGAUGCAAAACAAAGUUCCUGAGGGCUUUGAGGAUGGAGACCACGUGAAGGUGGAUCUACGUCCAGAAUCUUCGACAGAGGCAGAUUAUGAGAGCGUUCCUGUCGAGGCUUAUGGACUUGCUAUGCUUAAAGGGAUGGGCUGGAGUAAAGAGGAGGGCAUCGGACGCACAUUUAAACAACAUGUGAAGCCAAUCGAACACCAGCUCCGUCCAAAAGGUUUGGGUCUUGGAGCCGAUCGUUCAGCAAUAAAGGAUCUGGAGCCCGACAGACAUAAACGACCCCCCAAGCCAGGCGAGGAGCGAGAGAAGGAGGAGGAACUGGUGAUGGGUCCAGGCGGUUGUGUGCUGGUGGUGUCAGGGCCACAUAAAGACCUGUAUGGCAAGAUUGAAGGCGUCGAUGCAGAUAACGCUCGAGUUGUGGUGAAGCUGGCGAUCGGCAGCAAGUCGGCAACAAUCAGCCAGUACGCUGUUAAACUGGUCGGGCGGAAGGAGUAUGACAAAAACAGCAAAGACCUCAGUCGCCUCAGUAAAGCCCACAAAGACAAGGAAAAGGAGAAGAGAGGGAGAAAAGAGCGAGAGAAGGAGCAACAGAGACGAGAGGAGAAAGAGGGGAGAAGUAAUGGUCACGAGGCAAAACACAAGUCUUCAGACCGAGGAGGAGGAAGGGAUGACAGAAAGAGGAAAAACAGAGAAUCAAGUCAAGACAGAGAGAAACCUCCAGUGAAAGAGUCAAGGCGACCACCGGCUCCUCCCUCCUGGCUCCAGAGAGACUUGAAAGUUCGUUUUAUAGACAAAGCUUUCAAAGGGGGCAGGUACUACAACUCAAAGAUGCGUGUGGAGGAUGUCCUGACACCGACUACCUGUGUGUGUCGAACUGAGGAGGGAAGACUGUUAGACGAUGUGAGGCAGGACAUGCUGGAAACCAUUGUUCCAAAAAGUGAAUAUGAUUCUAUAAUGGUUGUACUGGGAGAGCACAGAGGACAGAUCGGCCGUAUUCUCCAACGGGACAAGAACAAGUGCAGAGCGAUGGUGCAGCUCGACCGACACGAGGAGAAAGUGUUCACGUUGGAUUAUGACACCAUUUGUCACUAUGUGGGAGCAGCGGACCACUGAAUCAAAUAUCCCUUUUUUUUUUGUUCCAUCUGAAAUGUCUCGUUAUAUUGAAAAAUUAUGAAUUUUAAAGCAAUUUUGUAAUAAAACACUGUCAAGAAUUUAUUUGUACCUUAUUACAAAAUCUGCCAGCACACCAUAAAAAAAAGUUCCAAUGA
Molecule: messenger RNA, 1700 nt
Organism: Plectropomus leopardus (leopard coralgrouper)
Lineage: Eukaryota; Metazoa; Chordata; Actinopteri; Perciformes; Serranidae
Gene: gpkow
Product: G patch domain and KOW motifs
Biological process (GO): mRNA splicing, via spliceosome
Cellular component (GO): spliceosomal complex
Molecular function (GO): nucleic acid binding
Source: RefSeq, a predicted model, not a curated record